Molecule: messenger RNA, 562 nt
Organism: Saccostrea echinata
Lineage: Eukaryota; Metazoa; Mollusca; Bivalvia; Ostreida; Ostreidae
Exons: 4
Coding region: 2-496 (164 amino acids)
Source: RefSeq, a predicted model, not a curated record
GAUGGAGAUUCGAAUUCUGAUUACCGAGACCAUAUAUGUCAUGAAAUUGAUAAUGAAUUCGAUCCUAUGUUAUCCGAUAUACGUACUUCUUACAUGUCAUGAGAAAAAGCCAUCUUAUUGGGAUAAGGUGUCUUAUUAUUUUAGGAUCAGAGAACCUGUUCAAGUUUGUCCUGGUAUUAAAAGCAUUCCCAUGAUGGUUUUAGUGUUACUUUUGAUGGAGAUACUGUGGAUGGGGAUUUUAUUGUUUGCAUCAAGAGAUGAACCAAGGAGCAAGAAACUGGAUAAUGUUGCAACCCAGUGCGAACUUCCUGAAACAAAGAAACCACUAUCAUUAGAAGUUACCCAAUCCGGUAGCUUCUUUGAAGAAAAUGAAUUUGUUGGAAUAACUGAUUGGUCAUCCGAAACUGUGUCCCUGAAGAAGCUGAUGAACCCAGUAAUGAGUGGACGGGGCAAGAGAGGAAAUUCCUCAACUGAAACAAUGUGUCAAGUGGAGUAAAAAGAAAAAAAAACUAGGAUUUUGAUGAUGAAGAUAAAUUUUAACCUGAACAAAAUAUUGUGUGUG